This is a messenger RNA of Sorghum bicolor (sorghum), 857 nucleotides long. RefSeq names its product glycine-rich RNA-binding protein 2. The coding region runs from base 105 to 617 and encodes 170 amino acids. Gene Ontology annotation, molecular function: RNA binding. The record is from RefSeq and is a predicted model, not a curated record. The transcript is spliced from 2 exons. NCBI's taxonomy places the organism in Eukaryota, Viridiplantae, Streptophyta, Magnoliopsida, Poales, Poaceae.
GUGCUCCCCCGUGCUCUCUCAGAGGUGGGUUGGCUUCUCCUCCCCCUCUUACCAAGUCCUCGUCCUCGGUUUAGGGUUCGUUAGGGUUUUUGUGGAGGGGAGAUAUGGCGGCGGCGGACGUGGAGUACCGUUGCUUCGUCGGUGGGCUCGCCUGGGCCACCAACAACGAGACCCUCGAGCAAGCCUUCGCCAACUUCGGCCAGGUCAUCGACUCCAAGGUCAUCACCGACCGGGAGACGGGGAGGUCCCGCGGGUUCGGCUUCGUCACCUUCUCCUCUGAGCAGUCCAUGCUCGACGCCAUCGAGAACAUGAACGGCAAGGAGCUCGACGGCCGCAACAUCACCGUCAACCAGGCCCAGUCCCGCGGCGGAGGCGGCGGCGGCGGUGGCUACGGAGGCGGUGGCGGCGGCUACGGCGGCCGCCGUGAGGGUGGCGGCUACGGAGGAGGCGGCGGCGGCUACGGCGGGCGCCGCGAGGGAGGAGGCGGCUACGGAGGCGGUGGCUACGGUGGCGGCGGCGGCGGCUACGGCGGUCGCCGUGAGGGCGGCGGCGGCUAUGGCGGCGGCGGCGGCUACGGUGGCAACCGCGGUGACUCCGGCGGCAACUGGAGGAACUGAUUGUGUGGGCCCACCCUGGCUUCGGCCAAGUUAUCCUAGCUAUCUAUCUAUCUAUAGUAUCGUGUUACCGUUCCGUUGGAUUCUGAGUUACCCAUGUGUUAGUGUCCGUUGAACCUUUGGAUUAGGUGUUGGUACCCCCGUGUUCGAUGAUGUUACUGUCCGCUUUGGUUACUUUCCGCUAUGAAAUGAGAGAAGAGUGAGCAAGGUUUUUGUUCGCAUCUACUGAUCUGAAAUUGCUCU